This is a messenger RNA of Selaginella moellendorffii, 1745 nucleotides long. RefSeq lists its product as uncharacterized. The record is from RefSeq and is a predicted model, not a curated record. Lineage: Eukaryota; Viridiplantae; Streptophyta; Lycopodiopsida; Selaginellales; Selaginellaceae. Bases 31 to 846 code for a protein of 271 amino acids. The transcript has 7 exons.
UCUUCUCUCUAUUUCUCGUUUUGAAUUCCCAUGGGGGCGGCUCGAGUUAUCCAGCCAGCUUCUGUUCGUAGCAGCAGCAGCAGCAGCUCCACGCUUUGUUCUUCCGUGGAUACCUCUGGAGUGGCAUCGUCUUCUUCAUUGCCACUCCAGUCGUGUUCUUUGAGCUCCCGGUCGCGACGCAAUCUGGGUCUCCGAGCAGCCACCUCCGAGGCCGAGUGUGCGUUUUCCAGGUCCAGGCUUGUCCAAUCCGUCCGUCGCCCAGUUCUUCGAAGAGCUCAGGACACGCAGCAAGAGCCCAGCUUCAAGACUUUGGCGGUGGAGGACGAAGGUGUGGAGGUGGAAGGCGUGAUAAAGGUGGAGAAGGAGAGAACAGCUCGACCAUCGUGGGGGAGAGUACUUGUUCUAGCUGGAGGAGAUUUGCUAGCUUUGCUCGCGUUCGCGUCGAUUGGACGAGCAAACCAUGGAUCGUCGCCGCUCAGCUGGGACAUUUUCAGGACUGCUGAUCCUUUCAUUGCCGGGUGGCUGCUGGGAGCUUAUUUUCUCGGUGGCUUUGGCCCGGAGGGUCAAGGACUCUACGGCUUGCGUGGUGCUACCUUUUCAGCAAUCAAGUCAUGGGGCGUAAGCAUUCCCCUGGGCCUAGUCAUUCGAACGUUGAUCACGGGUCACACUCCGCCGCAAACUUUCAUUUUGAUCAGUAUGGGGAGCACUUUCGUUCUUCUGGUUUCCUGGCGAACGCUUUUCACGGCUCUCUUCCCAAAUGAGGAUACGAGCAGGGACACCAGCGUUAAGAAAGGAAGCAUUCUGGAGUUUUUCGAGCUUCUAACAUCGUUGGUAAGACGAUGGUAGCACAAGGUCCAUCGGCUGUAAGCGUUUAAAGUUUUUAACGAGCUCGUUAUCAAACUACUUAGGGAACAAGGUCGGAGUUUUGAUUUUUCUAACAGUUUCCACUUUGCGCUAGAUACUCACUCGAUCCAGUGGGGCUCAAUUCGACUUUUCCAGAGUUUUUCUUCCCUGGCCAGGACCGAUUCAUGCUGCCAGGCAUGUUUGAAACGAUGCGAUUCAAACCAAACCCGGCCAGCGGAAGCAAGCACAGGCACGCAAGUCGUGCCACCCACAUUCCCGAGCUUGUCGAAUUAUCAAGCCAAAGGUUAAGGUGGCUUUCAAGAUAGUCCAUCGACGUCCAACCUCGAGGCGCUCGAGAGAGCGAAAGAUCAUUGCUUACACGACGAGAAAGAAAGUUUUCUUUGCAAGCUCGUCAAGUAACGAUGUGGUGGUGGUGGCUGCUCCUCGUCAUGCUUCUCGACGCAAGGAUGAUCGCUCUCACCACAGCGGAGUGUCGCUACGAUCUCACAUUCUUCCCGAGCAGCGAGUGCUUGGAUCGGUCGAGCAGCUCCCCUCGAGUCUCGGUUCUGGUGGAGCUGGGAAACGAGGAGCAGGAAUUCGUGAUGUGGGGGCAGUCCGAUUUGCCGCAGACAAAGGAUCGCUGCGGAGAGACCACGCUGCGGCUGGCGAGCGGCGGCAAAUGCUUGGCGGGCAUUUGCCAGAUGCGAUUGAUACGCUUCUUUGGAAGCUCGGCUUCCUCGAGCUCGGAUGAUGGAGACUGGCUGCUGCGAGCAGUGAGAAUUCAGACCAGCGACAAGAAUCUCGUCGAUUUCAACGUCACCGGACCGAUUCCGGUGGAUGGCCAGGCCUCGGUGGGAAGCUGUGUCGAUUCCACGGAAGAAAUCGAGGAUUAUAGCGAUGAA